This is a messenger RNA of Gadus chalcogrammus (walleye pollock), 2882 nucleotides long. It is a transcript of the gene aimp2, whose product is annotated as aminoacyl tRNA synthetase complex interacting multifunctional protein 2. Gene Ontology annotation, cellular component: aminoacyl-tRNA synthetase multienzyme complex. Bases 128 to 1096 code for a protein of 322 amino acids. The record is from RefSeq and is a predicted model, not a curated record. Lineage: Eukaryota; Metazoa; Chordata; Actinopteri; Gadiformes; Gadidae. The transcript has 4 exons.
GGUCCAGGCAUGUACGUGAGUUAGCUGCGGCUGCUGCUGUCUGUCAAGAAACAUCACCCAAGCACAGCGUUUGCUGGGAUUUUAUUUUUUUAUUGUAGCAAUCAGAGGCCGCUUUACACCAGAAAACAUGUCUAUGUACCAGGUAAAGCCCAUAUAUGAGGGUGGAACAAAGAUUGAUUUGCCAACGUGCAUGUACAAGUUACCCAAUGUCCACGAGCAGCGAGCAAGCAGCUGCUUCUCCGAACAUGCGCAUCAGAAUGGCGAGCCGGACUCGGCUGUGAGAGCUCUGGAGGCUCGGCAGGACGAGAUCAUGAGGAAGCUGUUUGAGUUGAAGGCGGCAGUUGACGGUCUGGCUAAGACGGUGGCCACCCCGGACGCUGACCUGGACCUGACCGUCAGCUGCAGCCUUGCAUCCCCCAGCCCCACUGCUUGCACUUUUACAGGCACUGCAGAUCUGGACACCCUGCUAGGCAAGGACCUGGGCGCCCUGCGUGACAUCGUCAUCAACGCCAACCCCGCCCAGCCUCCCCUCACCCUACUGGUGCUCCACGGGCUGUUGUGUCAGCGCUACCGGGUGCUCUCCGCUGUCCACGUGCACUCGUCUGUGUCGGGAGUGCCCCCCCAGCUGCUGUCCUGCCUGGGCGCCCGCCUCACCGACGGCUCCGCCCGGAACCUCUUCCAGCUGGGCUUCACCCUCAUAUGGAAGGACGUGCCCAAGCUGCAGAUGAAGUUCAGCGUGCGCAACAUGUGUCCCGUCGAGGGCGAGGCCAAUGUGGCACGCUUCCUCUUCCGCCUGCUCUCCCCCGACCCGAGCGACGUGGGCCAGGCCACGCUGGUGGACAGCUGGGUGGACACGGCCUUCUUCCAGCUAGCCGAGGGCGGGGCCAAGGAGCAGGCGGCUGCGCUGCGCUCCCUGAACGCCGCGCUGGGCCGCCAGCCCUGGCUAACGGGACCUGAGCUCUCCCUGGCGGACAUCGCGUGCUACUGCUGCGCGGUGCGAAGCGGGGCGACGGCGGCGGCGGCGCCCACCCACGUCCAGCGCUGGAUGAAGGCCUGCGAGAACCUGGGUUAUUUUAGCCGGGCCCAGCUACAGUAGGAGGCCGCGUCCAAUCAGAGAUAAGCUCUGUGAAGAUGUGUAUCUUGUAUCUACUGCUUGUUCUCACCCUGGUUCUAUCAAGGAGAGGGGAGAGACAGUUGGUAUUUGCAAUUCACAAAUCAAGAGAACCCAUGUCCGAUUUUUCCUCUCGUUCUUCAUUCCUCUGAAUGGAUCUCUGAACGCGGCAGUCGAUGUGCUGUUGGUGAAGGUUCUCGACAUCUUGGGUAUUCUAUCCAGAGAAAGUAAGCAUCAGAGGACUGUAUGGACAAUGGGGGAUUUGGUUAAGAAUUGGAACAAAAGGGAAAACUUCUGUUAAAGUAACACACACACACACACCUCCCACAUUGUGCCUAAUGUGACCCUGCUCAAGAUGCAUGUGUUUGUAAUACAUGGGGAUGCGUGCAAAUACAAUUUUUACACUAAAUGGUGCAAAUGAGAUGCAGACCUGACCAACAUCAAGUGUGCUGUGUGGAGAUCUUGACACUUUCUAUCCAUGUUUUUUCUUUUCUUAAGUCAUUAAAACGGAAUGGGGAGAAACCCUGAACUAUGGUUUGUGUUUUGGAAGCUGCUGCUAAGUGUUGGUUUGAAGAGCUUUUUUUGUCUUUCAGGAUUAACAUCCCACAUGUAGUACUCAAGAGUAUAUACAGUACUCAAGAGUAUAUAAAACAUAGGUACUCCAUCUUUCACUUCUAUAAGUACAUAAAAAGGCCUAGCAUACUAGUGAUUUUCAACAAAAGGGAAUUUCAGCCUUGCCGCUUGCUUACUUUAUUUAAACUAAUUUCAAUUGGAAUAAUUUGCAUUUGAAAGGGUAAUCAUCAAGAUGUGGUGGGCCAACUUCUAUUUACAAACUUGACCUUUCAGUUUGCCUUGGUGUCCAGGUGUGUAAUGUCCACACUUAGAAUAAAAUGGAGGGCGAUGUACAUCCUUUUCAACCCCACCAUUUGAUUGAGUCAUACUAAUAUCUUUCUGUACCAUUAAUUAGCACGAUGCAAAUUAAUGUUUUAGGAAAAGAUGAACCUAGGAUGAUUGGCAUUGUGUGUGCAUGCAUGCUCUGUUCCCAUUUAGAAAUUAAUGCACAGUUUUAUUUUUUUCAUCAGUAAUCGGUUGAUGCACUCCUGGCUGUAUGUAAAACAGCUGGGCAAGUGAUCAUGCCCCACUUCUACACUGAUUACAUCUGGUUCACAUAACCCCUAUGACCUCUAUCUGCUGAAUAGCGGACGUGGUUCACGAAGGAAGAAGAACUCGCCAUAUACAAAGAUUUUGCGUUUCUUCUAUUCUUUAGUGUAAUACAAAAAACAGUCAACAAGGGAGCUCAAAUGAAUAUAAAACUAAAAUCACAUGUACAUAAUAAAAAAUAAAGAUUGUGGGUUGGGAGUAACUUGAAUGUUUGCCUAAUGGGCUACUUAUCCCGAGUCCAGGCAAACUAAUAUUGGCCAUCCCAUUAAUUACAUACUAAGAAAUUAUUCAUUUAGUUUCAAUGUCGCUCGUUAUAUUUUUAUAGUUAAUCUUUGCUGAUUAGGCUUUGAGCUCCACUAGGUGUCCAACAAGCAGACGGUGCUGUUGUAUCUCAGCAGGUUGAUCCUCUCAAAGAAGUUGUCGGUCAGACUGGUGAUUCUCUGCGGGGCAGCCAGGUUCGCCUUGUGGCUGAAGAGGCGUUGCACGGGCGCCGCAGACGGCAGCGUUGUGUUGUACUUGAUGAAGAGCUGCCUUACUCUGGGGAAGUCCUUUAGGCACUCCAGGCUCUUCCCUGUGCCCUCCAGGUACUUUUGGAUCUCCUCCUUGGCGC